Carassius gibelio (silver crucian carp) is the source of this 1445-nucleotide messenger RNA. RefSeq names its product CMRF35-like molecule 1. The transcript is spliced from 7 exons. The record is from RefSeq and is a predicted model, not a curated record. Bases 240 to 1103 code for a protein of 287 amino acids. NCBI's taxonomy places the organism in Eukaryota, Metazoa, Chordata, Actinopteri, Cypriniformes, Cyprinidae.
UGCUACAGUAUGUGUUUGCCCUUGCAGCCAUGCCAGUCCCACCACUAAACGGUCAUUGGUUCCUUCUUUCGUGGGUUAGUCGCUCUCUCUCUCUUUUUCUUUUCUUAUUGUCUCAGAAGCACUGUUCUUCCAGUAACUGAUUGAACUAACAUGUGAGAGACAGUAUGCAGAUUUUAUUGUGUUAUCAUUGUGAUUUUAUGCUGUAUUUUGCUUAAAGAGGAUGUCAUAAAUUAGGGAGAAUGAAAGUCCAUCUAAAGAUUCUCUCUGUUUUUGUAGUUUUGACCGGUGUGUUGAUGAAGUCUGGAAAUGUUUAUGAGGGAACAGUGGGUGAAUCGGUGGAGAUCAUAUGUUCAUAUCAAGAUGACUAUAAAUAUACACCCAAAUACUUUUGUCGUCAUCCCUGUUACUCUAAUCAUGUUUUGAUUAAAAGUGAAAAGACUGAUCAGGUCGUCUCAGAUGGAAGAUACUCUUUGAUUAAUAUUGUGAGUGGACGGUUCUUUUCUGUUACCAUCAGAAAUCUCAGACUCACAGACUCUGGUGAUUAUUACUGUGGAAUUGAAAAAUGGUUCAGUGAUACAAAGAAUAUAGUUCGUCUGUCUGUCCGUCCAGCAGCUCCUGUGAACAGAUCUACACACACCCCUGAAAACACAGAAACAACACAUAUAUGGACAACAGCACUCACCUCUACAGAUACAUCCAUCUCUCUUUCAGAUAAAUCUGAUUCAUAUGAGCAGCUCUCAACAACAUCAUCAACAGUCCAGUCAAAAGAAUCUACAUCACUGGAUAUAGACUCUGUCAGCAUACCUGUGGUGUGUGCAGGUGUUCUGGUGCUGCUGGUGUUCGGGGUUCUUGUGGCGUUAGUGUCUUUCUGCAGGAAAAGAUCAGAAUUAAAGUCCAGAUUUCAGGAUUCACCAGCUCUCAACCAGGUCUCUCAGACUGUAUAUGAUGUUCAUCACCUUUAUGAUGAAAUUGUUGCGGAGAACAGUCCGGUUGGUCCAGCUAGAGAUGGCGAUUCUUCUAUUAUAUAUUCCACCGUGCAGCAUUGUGAUCCUGCUCCUCAGAAUGAUGUGAAAGAUUUGUAUUCAGUUAUCACACACCACUGAGGAUAAAUGACUGUCAGUGUCAUUCUCUCAUCAAAGAUGGCACUCGACAAACCCUAUUGACAUAAGAUGGUGUAUGUGAUCAGCAUGCUAAAACCCUCCUGCAAACAUCCUGUUGUUAACACAUUGGCCAUGCUGUGAAAUUAAACUGCAAAGCUGGCAAAAAAAGGGCUAUAUACUGUUUGGGUAUUUAUUUAACAGUUUUUUGUCUGUCUGACUUAAUUGAAGAUGGAAAUAAAGUAGUAAAUCUUUUUUCUUAUAACCUUUUCUCAUUUUAGCCAGAUGGUUUGUAUUAAUAUUAUAAGACUUCCUUUUGCCCAAGCAUCUCUAUAUUAGAAUGUAAAA